AUGGAGGGAGAGACGACAGAACCCAGGACAUUGAAAUACGUUGAUAUUGGUAUCAACUUGAGUGACCCCGUUUUCAGGGGCAGUUAUCACGGCAAACAAGUCCAUGAAGAUGAUUUAGCGGAUAUCAUUGAACGAGCUCGGAAUAUUGGCUGUACUAAGUUUAUGGUUACUGGAUCCGAUCUCAAGGAAUCCAAGCAUGCAGUUCAAAUAGCAAAUGAUUACCCUGGAUCCUGCUACGCCACCGUCGGCGUGCAUCCCUGUCAAGCCAAACACUUCGACACCCAUCUUGGUGGCCCCUCAAAACUCCUCGAAGAACUCCGCACUCUAGCCCUCGCAACCAAACAAUCCGGGCACACCGUCGCCUUUGGCGAAAUCGGUCUCGACUACGACCGCUUAUUUCUCAGUCCCAAAGAAUCACAAUUAAAAUGGUUUGAAGCCCAGCUAGAUCUUGCAGUUGAAGUUCAGUUACCUCUCUUUCUACAUUCGCGUGCCGCAAGUGAAGAUUUUGAGCGUUUAUUGAAAUCGAGACUUGAUCGGUUACCGCGCGGUGGACUCGUGCAUAGUUUUACGGGCACGAUGGAGGAGAUGCAGCGACUAGUUGACCUCGGACUCGAUAUUGGUGUGAAUGGUUGUAGUCUCAAGACAGAAGAGAAUCUGGAGGUGGUCAGACAUAUCCCCCUUGACAGAAUACAGAUUGAGACAGAUGGCCCCUGGUGCGAGAUUAGACCCUCCCAUGCAUCGGCGAAGUAUUUGAGUGAUGCGUCGCCUUUACCCAAGGCUGUUAAGAAAGAGAAGUGGCAAAAGGGCUGUAUGAUCAAAGGGAGGAAUGAGCCUGUUGCUAUUGCGCAUGUUGCGCAUGUUAUUGCUAAGAUUAAGGGCGUUUCGGUGGAGGAGGUUUGUGAAGCGGCUUGGAACAAUUCGAUCAAGAUGUUUGGAUUGGGAGAGACGAGUAACUAGACUUUUUAUAUUUGAUUAUAGACACAAGACAGACCAGAUUAGACCACUA
Talaromyces stipitatus ATCC 10500 is the source of this 1006-nucleotide messenger RNA. Its product is annotated as hydrolase, TatD family protein, putative. The transcript has 4 exons. The record is from RefSeq and is a predicted model, not a curated record. Gene Ontology annotation, molecular function: 3'-5'-DNA exonuclease activity. Bases 1 to 957 code for a protein of 318 amino acids. Gene Ontology annotation, cellular component: cytosol. NCBI's taxonomy places the organism in Eukaryota, Fungi, Ascomycota, Eurotiomycetes, Eurotiales, Trichocomaceae.